GCUAGGAAGUCUGAAAACGGCGAAACUCAGCGGUUCCUCGUGUGCGGCGGCGGCAGAUCGAGGACGGCGGCGGCGACAGCAGAUCGAGGACGGCGGCGGCGACAGCAGAUCGACUGAACAAGGUUCUUGCGUUUGUUGCUAUCUUAUGGACGACAAGAGUAACGUGAAGAAGGAAAUAGAUGGCUCCCUUCCAGCCCGUCCUCGCAAAGGAGGACUCAAAUUCGCGCCCAAGAAGCCUCCGAAGAAACCUGCAAAGGUUGUCCCAAAAACGGAGCCUGCUGAGGAGAGCAAGGAUGAUAUCAUUGACAAGGAGUUGUUGAUGAAACUCAAGACAUCGCAGAUCACCGAUCCCUUUGGAAGAAGACCCAAGAUUGAGAAAAAAGAAAUCAAUACUCAGGUUGCAUUUGGGCAAGGGAACUCUUCCUAUGCAAGAUCUUUUCCUACGCGGAAUUAUUCGGCAGCGCCAAAAGCACCAAAAGAAUACGUCGAUCCAUGGGACUAUACCCAUAGCGACUAUCCUAUAACUCUCCCACUUAGGAGGCCCUACUCUGGAGAUCCUGAGAUUCUUGAUGAAGAGGAGUUUGGAGAGAAUUCUGCCAGCAGAGCUCACUAUGGCGAAUUUACGGCAGCAGAUGAACUUGGAUUAAUGGAUUGGUCCGACACACCACAGUUGCUCCUCUUCCAGUUACCUGUGUCUCUUCCUUUACCAAAGCAAACAGAGUCUGUUGAAGAACCAAAUACUGGCUCUGAGGAGAAUGUUGAACCUGCCACAAGCUCUAAAGUGGCACGGGGGCAAACACUCCCUGGCUCUAAGAUCAAAGAUUUGCCAGGAGGUCUCAUGGGGAAGAUACUCGUUUAUAAGAGUGGUAAAGUGAAGAUGAAGAUAGGAGAUGCACUGUUUGAUGUAUCUCCCGGUUCAAAUUGCAUGUUUGUCCAGGAGGCUGUGGCGGUUAACACAAGAGAAAAUCAUUGCUGCGCCCUUGGAGAGGUCAGUAAGCGCGCAGUUGUUACCCCCGACGUUGCCCAUCUGCUUGGUUCUACUGACAAGAUGGAAGAAUAAGCCCUUGUUUGCAUGGGGAAUUCUUCAGGAGAACAACCUCUGAGUAUACUUGCCCUUCCCGGACUUCAUUCUAGGAGGGAGGUAUCAGCUUUUUCUGUCUCAAUAUGACAGUCUUUGGUUGGAAAUGCACUGAACAAAGUUGAAUUGAUCAGUCAGUGAAAAAUAGACCAGUGCUGAAGUCGCAGUUUUGGUAGGAAAGAUAAGCUCGUGAGGUGAUUUUUGUGCCAUGUUCAGGCCAUUCAAACAAGUUUUCUCUGAAGUGAAGGUGCUUAUAUUUGCAAAUAUUUUCUUUUUUUUCA
Hordeum vulgare subsp. vulgare (domesticated barley) is the source of this 1359-nucleotide messenger RNA. RefSeq lists its product as uncharacterized. The transcript has 11 exons. Bases 146 to 1060 code for a protein of 304 amino acids. NCBI's taxonomy places the organism in Eukaryota, Viridiplantae, Streptophyta, Magnoliopsida, Poales, Poaceae. Gene Ontology annotation, molecular function: DNA binding. The record is from RefSeq and is a predicted model, not a curated record. Gene Ontology annotation, biological process: transcription by RNA polymerase III. Gene Ontology annotation, cellular component: RNA polymerase III complex.